GAGAACUUAUUAAAACUGGUGAUAUCAUUCAAGAGCUUCAUUAUGGUUCAUAUUUACGAGACUGGUGGUUUUUUUCUGAUGACAAUCUUAUCCCUCCUAUUCCUAUACGUUUGGGACUUGAAAUUAUGAUACAACUUAAUAAAAAAUCUUUUAUUAUUCGUGUA
Racocetra persica is the source of this 164-nucleotide messenger RNA. The record is from the annotation of a GenBank genome assembly. Lineage: Eukaryota; Fungi; Glomeromycota; Glomeromycetes; Diversisporales; Gigasporaceae.